Molecule: messenger RNA, 189 nt
Organism: Acaulospora colombiana
Lineage: Eukaryota; Fungi; Glomeromycota; Glomeromycetes; Diversisporales; Acaulosporaceae
Source: the annotation of a GenBank genome assembly
AUAUUUAGGGAGAUAAAGGCAAGUUACAACAGCCUCAACACUGCUUUCAAAGCGCAAGGACGAGCAAAAUACGAGGCGGAGGACAUAGGCACAACAUGGGAGGGCGAAGCGAUAGAGAUGUACAAUUGGGGCGGCGACGAUAGUUGGAUGACCAUAAUAUCUCCCGAAGAAGGCCGGACGGAGAAGUAA